AUGGCUAAAUCUAAGAAGGACAAGAAAAAAUCAGCUGAGCAGCCUAAAGGUGCUGAUGUUGAAAAUACUAUCGAUAUCGAUGAGGAAGGUUUAGCUGCUGCUCCAGUGGCUAAAAGAAAUGAUAAGAAGGGUCGUAAGAAGAAGGGCCAGGAAUAUUCUGAUGAUGAGUUACCAAUGGAAGUUGAAACCCCCCAAAACGACAAAGGCCGUGGCAAAGAUUUAAACCCUAAUGAUGAUAAAGCUGAUGCGGAAGCAGAUGAUGCCAGUCAAAAUCAAAAUCCUGGAAAGAAAGGAGCCAAGUCGAAGGGAAAGAAAACGAAACAAAAAUGGGAUGAAGAAGAGCCUGAAAGCGAAGCUCAGCCCAAGACUCAAUCGAAGAAGAAAGGAAAGACACAUGGAGAAAUACUCGAUGAAGACGAUCUGGCAGACUUAAUAAAAGAGAUGGAUUUAGAAGAUGAAAAGGCGGCAGCUAGUAAGAAAUCGAAAGGUCGCAGUAAGAAAAACAAGAAAAAGAAAGAAAUAGACGAUUAUGAUGAUGAUUUGGAGGAAAUAAAGAAGGAAAUGGGCAUUGCUACUGACACAGCUAGCGUUGAAGAAAAACCGACGAGAGAAGUUAAUGAUGAAAAUAUUGAAACAGAAACAACAGAAAAGGUCAAAGAAACCACCAAGACGGACAAUGAUGAAGGCGUAGUAAUAAAAUCUGCUGCUCAAAAGAAAGCAGAAAAGAAAGAGAGAGAAAGGCUUAAGAAGUUAGCUGAUAAAGAAAAACAGCAAAAACAGAAACCGAAAGGUAAGGUAACUGAGUCUAAAGCCUCAGAAAGUAAUGAGAAAGCUGAAGUUUCUGCUGAUGCAACUACGGAACAGCCAACUCAUGGUAAGCCUGAAACCGGAAAGAAAGAAGAACAGCCACCAGCAGAAAAAGCUUCUUCAGGAUCAGAGGAUGAAAGCGAUGGUGAAGGUAAGAAGAAAAAGAAAAGAAAAAAGAAGAAGAAGGGUGAAAAAGACGACGCCUCGAAAACAAAAAAGCCUACUAAAGCAAAAAUUAAACUAAUGCAAGAAGCAUUGGAACAAAGAAGACUUCAAGAAGAAUCGAUGAAAGCAGCGGAAGAAGAAAGAAUAAGAAAGGAAGAAGAAGCAGAACGUCUUCGAUUAGAAAAAAAACGUUUAGAGGAAGAGAAACGUGAGCGGAAGAAGCAAAAGGAAAAGGAACGUAAAGAAAGGCUCAAAAAAGAAGGUAAAUUAUUGACAAAAGCUCAAAAACAAGAAAAAGCAAGAAUUGAAGCUCGCUUGGAAAGUAUGAGACAGCAAGGUUUUAGUGUCCCAGAUACCGGUCUGGAAGCGGAUGAGGAAAAACCUAAAAAACGGGUUGUGUAUGGCAAGAAGAAGAAAUCGAAUCAAAAUAAUGCUCAGUCAGCGCAAGAACAAACUGAUGCAUCUGUAAAGGAAAGUGCUAGUGUAAUGAAAGAAAGGCAAGAGUCAGUAGCUAUUGAAGGAAUCAAAGAAGAAAUUGCUCAAGAUGACAAUGCAACUGCUGAAUCAUGGGAUAAAUUGGAUUUUGAGAAAGUUGAUGAUAAAGAUGAUACGGAAGCUAAGGUCGACGAAGCAAUACCUCAAGAAGCUGGAAAGGCUCCUGACGUUCAAUCACCUGUAGCAGAAUCGGAAAGCGAGGAGGAAUCUGACGAAGAAGAAUCAUCUUCUGAAUCAAGUUCUAGCGAUAGCGAUAAUGACACAACUACUGCUGAGGGUCGGCGUGAAAGAGCUUUAAAUAGGAUACAAGAGCGUAGGCGGAAAAAUGAAGAAAACCGCGACCCUAAUAAAUUACGAGCCCCUGUUAUUUGUGUUCUUGGACAUGUGGAUACGGGUAAAACAAAGAUUCUUGAUAAGAUAAGGCGGACUCAUGUACAAGAUGGAGAGGCUGGUGGAAUUACACAGCAAAUCGGUGCAACGAAGGUGCCAGUCGAAGCUAUAAGGGAGCAAACCAAAAAUAUUAAGGAGUUUGCUACAUUUGAUUUAAAAUUACCGGGAUUAUUAAUUAUUGACACUCCAGGACAUGAAUCUUUCAGUAUUAAUGAGCAGUUCUCAACGUUUAGUAAUCUUCGUAAUCGUGGUUCAUCCUUGUGUGAUAUUGCUAUCUUGGUAAUUGAUCUCAUGCAUGGCUUGGAACCUCAAACGAUAGAAUCGAUUAAUCUGUUAAAAAAGAGAAAAACCCCAUUUAUUGUUGCCUUAAAUAAGGUUGAUAGAUUAUUUGAAUGGAAGAAAGCUCCUCAUACGAGUGUUGCUGAUGCGUUGAAGAAACAAAAGCGGAAUGUUAAACUUGAAUUUGAUGACCGUUGUAGAAUUGCUAUCACUGCACUGGCUGAGCAAGGUUUAAAUGCUGCGUUAUUUCACGAAAAUCAAGAUCCACGAAAAUUUGUAUCACUUGUACCAACUUCAGCAAUAACUGGUGAUGGUAUGGGAGAUUUGAUUGCCCUGAUUGUAAAGUUGAGCCAGACAAUGUUAACAACAAGACUCUCUUAUUCUAAUGAAAUCGAAUGUAGCGUUAUGGAGGUAAAAGCCUUACCUGGCCUUGGAACUACUGUAGAUGUUGUACUAACUAACGGAAAAUUGAGAGAAGGAGAUACGUUAGUCUUUAGCAGUUUUGAUGGUCCUGUUGUAACACAAGCCCGUGCUUUAUUAACAACACCGCCGCUGAAAGAAAUUCGCGUCAAGAGUCAAUAUAUACAACAUAGCGAAAUUGAAGCAGCAGAAGGCAUUAAAAUUAUCGGAAAAGAUCUUGAUAAAAUCUUGGCUGGUACAUCAGUACUUGUUGCAAAGAAACCAGAUGAAGUGGAUAUACUAAAAGAAGAAGUUAGCGCAAGAUUGGCAGAAUCCUUAAAUUCUAUUAAAUUAUCGGAUCGUGGUGUCUAUGUACAAGCUUCGACUCUUGGCUCGUUAGAAGCUUUAAUAGAAUUUUUGAAAACGUCAAAAAUUCCUUAUUCAGGUAUUAACGUUGGUCCUGUGCAUAAAAAGGACGUUAUGAAAGCAUCCGUAAUGCUGGAACAUGAUGCUCAAUAUGCCGUAAUCCUAGCCUUUGAUGUGAAAAUUGAGCAAGAUGCUACCGACAUGGCUAAGAAACUUGGUGUCAGAAUCUUUUCUGCAGAUAUUAUUUAUCAUUUAUUUGAUAAAUUUAUGGCUUUUAGGGAGGAAGCGAUAAAAAAAUUAAAGGAACAGCAUAAACAUCUUGCAAUAUUUCCAGCAAAGUUGCGUAUCGCACCCCAAUAUAUCUUCAAUACUCGCGAUCCGAUCGUUGUUGGAGUGCGCAUCGAAGAUGGUACCAUUCGAAGUGGUACACCACUGACAGCGUUAACUAAGGAGCACGUAGAUAUUGGUGUUGUUACAAGUGUAGAAAUGAAUCAUAAACAGAUUGAAUGCGGCGAGAAAGGUCAGGAAGUUUGCAUAAAGAUCGAAAAUAUUGGUGGUGAUGCACCUAAAUUAUACGGGCGCCAUUUCGAUGCUACUAAUCUACUUGUCAGCAAGAUUAGUCGAGAUUCAAUCGAUGUCUUGAAGAAUUAUUUUAGAGAUGAGAUGCAAAAAGGCGAUUGGCUUUUGGUUAAAGAAUUAAAGAAACACUUUAAUAUAAUAUAA
Molecule: messenger RNA, 3624 nt
Organism: Trichoplax adhaerens
Lineage: Eukaryota; Metazoa; Placozoa; Uniplacotomia; Trichoplacea; Trichoplacidae
Exons: 26
Coding region: 1-3624 (1207 amino acids)
Molecular function (GO): translation initiation factor activity; GTP binding; GTPase activity
Source: RefSeq, a predicted model, not a curated record